This is a messenger RNA of Pristis pectinata (smalltooth sawfish), 1917 nucleotides long. RefSeq names its product anoctamin-7-like. The transcript is spliced from 15 exons. The record is from RefSeq and is a predicted model, not a curated record. Gene Ontology annotation, cellular component: plasma membrane. Lineage: Eukaryota; Metazoa; Chordata; Chondrichthyes; Rhinopristiformes; Pristidae. The coding region runs from base 1 to 1917 and encodes 638 amino acids. Gene Ontology annotation, biological process: chloride transmembrane transport. Gene Ontology annotation, molecular function: protein dimerization activity; chloride channel activity.
AUGACGGAAAAGAUCCCAAUUAUCGAUUAUGUGUUAGUUUAUGAACGGGAGCUGGGAAGCAUCGACCCCUACGCAGAGAAGAGAAUGAAGUUUCUGAGGGACGCGGAAAACACUGGGCUGCGCUUGGACCACAACAUAGCCGGAGAGAAAUGGGCUGCAGAAGUGAUGUCCGGGCCGAAGGAACCAACGGACAAGUAUCGGAUUGUUAAAAUCUAUGCACCUUUUGAACUUUUGAGCCUAACAGCUGAGAGGAUGAAAUUGAAGAUGCCUUUGGCCGAGAUUGUCGAAUUGAAAAUGGUUGGAUGUUUUCAGAGAUUCAUGGCCUAUUUUUCAACUGAAACUGUGGUCAACUGUAUCAGUGCACAUUAUGAACAUGAGAAAAGACAUCUGUUUAAAGGAAUUGAAAAUGAGGAAACGUUUUUUCGACCUGCGCUGAGAUCUCUAAUUGUUCAAUACAUUCUUACAAACAUACCUAUAGAAAUUGGAGAUGAAGAUGUAGAAGAUCGGACUAUGGCAGCUGAACCUCCGGAUGCAAGGACAGAGCUUAAUAACUUGUGGGCGAACACUUACCUAAAAUUCCAGCCCCUCUGGAAAAUCCGAGAUUAUUUUGGUGAAAAAAUUGCACUUUACUUUGCUGUGAUGGAAACACUUCUAAUUACAUUGAUUAUUCCUGCAUUCCUUGGUUUAGCUAUAUUUAUAUAUGGCCUUUAUUGCAGUAUAAACUGUUACAAUGCCAGCAGUAAACUGGAUGAAUCUUUUCGUGAAUACAACUACACAGAACUCUGUUCUUCUCCAAACUUGAUCUCAGGAAUGGUGGAGAACUCUGUGAAGAUAAUUAGUGUGUAUUCAGGUGAUUUCUUUACGAUAAUUCAGUCUGCCUUGGAUAAUGAUGCAACACCAUGGUUUGGUCUUAUCGUUUGCUUAUGGGGAACAAUUUUUCUGGAACUAUGGAAAAGGAUUAAUGCAAAAUUGGUGUAUGGAUGGGAUGUUGACAACUUCGAAAAUGAUGAGCCAACCAGACCUGAGUUUUAUGGAGCAUCUGUGAAAAAGGACCCAGUUACUGGAGAAGAUGAACCUUACUACCCAGGUACCCUGCGGCGCACAAAAAUGUUACUCUCAUUUUUGGUGGGGAUGCUGAUGGUCUUUACAGUAAUUGCCAGUGUCAUUGCAGUGGUUAUUUACAAGACCUGGGCAAGGAUUAGAAUUAAAACUUCUAACUCAUUUGUCAGCUUUUUGUUGACUACUGUUGGUGCCUCACUUCUCAAUGUGGUGUCCAUUAUAAUCUUAGGAAAGAUAUAUCAUAUAAUUGCAGUUAAAAUGACAGAUUGGGAAAACUACAGGACUCAGACUAACUACAAUGACGCUCUGAUACUAAAACUGUUUGCUUUUCAUUUUGCUAACAGUUAUUCAUCUCUAUUUUAUAUCGCAUUUCUUAGAAAGAACAACCAGAAGUUUUUUCAAAUGAUUGGACUGCCUGACUUUGAAGAUAACUGCGGAGACCUGAACAAUUGUGUGUCAGAGCUUAGUGUUCAGGUUCUUAUACUCAUGAUCUUCAAACUAUGUCCCAAGUUGCUGACAGAUAUUUUAAUACCAUGGAUGAAGAAAUUGAAAAACAAAAUCAAGAGAAAUAAAAGGCUGUCUUUACCAUCAAAAAAUCAGACAAUGCUUUCAGCAGUGGAUAAUUAUAUUAUUAAAGAAUAUCUGAAACCAGAUCUUGGUGAUUUCACACUGGAGGAAUACACAGAAAAGGUCAUACAGUACGGUUACCAAAUGCAUUUAGUGUUUGUAGUGAGAUUUCUACUAUCAAAUAUGAUACCAGAUGUACCUCAACACAUACAGCUAGCAAUGAGGAAGGAGAAAUACCAAGUGGCAACCAAAAUGAAAGGUUAUCCAACCAGCCUUCAUCGAUUCCGAUGA